Messenger RNA from Dacryopinax primogenitus, 1428 nucleotides. RefSeq lists its product as uncharacterized. The record is from RefSeq and is a predicted model, not a curated record. Bases 46 to 1305 code for a protein of 419 amino acids. NCBI's taxonomy places the organism in Eukaryota, Fungi, Basidiomycota, Dacrymycetes, Dacrymycetales, Dacrymycetaceae. The transcript has 8 exons. Gene Ontology annotation, cellular component: transcription export complex 2. Gene Ontology annotation, biological process: transcription elongation by RNA polymerase II; post-transcriptional tethering of RNA polymerase II gene DNA at nuclear periphery; poly(A)+ mRNA export from nucleus. Gene Ontology annotation, molecular function: RNA binding; double-stranded DNA binding.
CUGGAGAAGCUCGCCACUGCCACUCUCCCAACCUCCCGAACGACAAUGAAGUUCACUACAUAUCUCUCGCUAUUGGCAACGGCUGCGUCCCAACAGGACACAACAGGGCUAAUUCAACUAUUGCGGAUGGACACAAAUGAGUCUAAGGAGCUGAUCAGAGAUGUGGUUAAUCCCUCAAGAUCAGCUCUGCUAGGCUUCAAAGGGACUUGUGAAGCGCCAUGGGAUGAAAUUGCCAUCACACAUUUGCAAGUUAUCACUAAGGUCGCUGCAAGGGAGCAUGUAAACGCAUAUAAGGAGCAAGCCAAAAUGAUAUCUGAAAUGCUCCGGUGGUUCCAAAGCCAGACGUCGUGGUUUUUAGAAGUAUUGUAUCGGGUUCUAGAUGACUUACGGGAACUGGCAGCUCGCGCGGAUGAAGAGAUAAUUGAGAAGGGCGAUCCGUCUAAACAAGCAGACUCGCUGGAGGAUGCUGCUCGCGUUAUCGGAAACUGCUUCUCGGCUUGCAUGACGGACCGUCUAAAUCAGCCAGACGUCUCAAGAAAAAAGGGUGUUUACUACAUAGCAGGGUUGGCUGUGAAAUGUUAUUUCCGGAUAAAUAAGACAAAUUUGGCGAAGAAUAUCAUCCGAGCAAUUGAUGCCAAUGCAGACACACUGCCGGCUUUUGAAACCUACCCUCGAUCUCAUCAAGUGACAUGGCGAUAUUACCUUGCGUUGCUCGAUUUCCUUCAAGAGGAGUAUGACAAAGCUGAGCGCGGCUUCGUAUUCGUAUUCUACAAUUGUCCCAAGCGAGCGAAGCGGAAUAAGGAACUCGCGCUCACCUACCUCAUCCCCAUACGACUGCUGAAAGGCAUUCUUCCUUCCCGCAGGCUUCUUAAUCGAUUCCCCAAACUUCAAGAGUUGUACAAGCCAUUCACAAGUGCUAUAAGAAAAGGCGAUAUUGAAGCAUUUGACACGAGACUCGCCUUGGCAGAACUCAGACUUGUAGAGGCGGGCGUGUAUCUUACCGUGGAACGGGCACGAGAAGUUUGUUUGAGCCGACUCUUCCGGAAGAUUUGGAUCGCCCUUUCAAGUCCGGAACCUGUAUCUCGAAUACCAAUAUCGUCAUUUCGGACUGCACUCAAAAUCAGCGGUCUCGACAUCUCUCAGGAGGAGGUCGAGUGCCUUCUGGCCAAUAUGAUCUACAAAAGCUAUAUUCGGGGCUAUCUCAGCCACGGACACGGGCUCCUCAUCCUCAGCAAAGUCGCGCCGUUCCCAUCACUCCUGAUACGAACAGACCCAGAACCGUUCGAGAAGAUGACAAAACAUUGAUUGGUUUUCAGGUGGGCUCCCCAGUCAUCAGUAUCUCUCUGGAAUUUAGACCGGCGCGAUGCCAUCCACGAUUGUUUCUUGUAGCCUGAUAUGUUGGCACGAAUGAAUCACAUGUACCAUGUA